CUGCUGCGUAAGCCAGACGCGCACACCGGUCAACGUCCAAUUAAUCCACCACACAAUUUGGUUAGGUGGGUGGCACGUCAACCAUCUCCUUGGCUUUUCCAUCUGGUGCACCAGUGACAAAAAGCAAAACGAGGACCACUAUAAAAUCCAUCAUGAUUAUCAACACUCCUGCUUAUUCUAUUUCGGAUUCCGUCUCUUUGGACGAAAACAAUGGGGAAUUUCAUACCUCCCCUUCAGUGUAUGAGCCAGCUGAGGACACGUUUCUGAUGUUGGAUGUUUUUGAAUUGGACUUGGAGCACGUAAUUAAAAACCGGUUGUUAAAAACAAAUUCGGAUGAUGGUUCGUCUGCUAAAUGUGGACCACUGAUGGUUGUUGAAUUAGGAAGUGGUUUUGGCAUCCUUACUGCUGCUAUAUCAAAGGCGCUGAGUGAUACACUUUCAUCGAUUGCUGUUGGAGCUCACUGUAUAGCUGUAGACAUAAAUCCAACUGCUUGUCUUAAAACCAUUAUGACAUGCAAACUUAAUGAUGUUGAAGUGGAUGCAAUACGUGGCGACCUACUGACAUGGAUGCGACGUCCUGACACUACCAAUAUUAAUAAUGACGAAGAAGUGUAUGGCCCCAUUGAUAUACUUGUAUUCAAUCCGCCAUAUGUUCGAGGCCCUGAGGGUGAACGUGCACCAACACCUAAAGUAACAAAAAUAAAAACCAAAGACCAGGCGCUUGAUAAUCAAAAGCUAGUAGUGAUGGAAGAUGCCGCUUGGCUGGGUGGCGGCCCAGAUGGUGUAGAUGUGCUUAAGAGAGCCCUGCAUCAAGCAGCAGAUCUUCUAUCAGAGUAUGGAGUUUUCUAUGCCCUAAUGAUUGAUUACAAUUAUGAUGCACUAGUACGAGAUGAGAUUCAAGCUCGGCAUAAACGAGCUGACCAAAAUAUUUACUAUGACGACUUGAACAAUAUAGAGUUGACAACUUUUGGAAGCAGCCCUGCUAGCAGACCAUUAGUAUGCACUCGUAUCUUGUCCCGGAACAUCAUUGGUGAACGCUUAGCUGUAUACCGAAUUUAUCGACCUAAAGAUUUUAAUUGAUUGCACCCUACAUAAUUUUGGACUGAUUACUAUUAAAAUGCAUUAAUUUUAUUAACAUUCCUUUAUAUUUAUUUUUCAUUUUAUAUUUGACAUAUUGUUAUCAUUAUACUCCUUUAUGGGCAUUCACUGUGGUACUUACUGUAUCCCAUUCAAUUUAUUUCUAUUAAACUUUAUAUUACGCAAUUCAGUUAAA
Molecule: messenger RNA, 1272 nt
Organism: Myzus persicae (green peach aphid)
Lineage: Eukaryota; Metazoa; Arthropoda; Insecta; Hemiptera; Aphididae
Gene: HemK2
Product: hemK methyltransferase family member 2
Exons: 5
Coding region: 153-1079 (308 amino acids)
Biological process (GO): methylation
Cellular component (GO): eRF1 methyltransferase complex
Molecular function (GO): nucleic acid binding; protein methyltransferase activity; S-adenosylmethionine-dependent methyltransferase activity
Source: RefSeq, a predicted model, not a curated record